Dendronephthya gigantea is the source of this 1155-nucleotide messenger RNA. Its product is annotated as serine/arginine-rich splicing factor 1-like. Gene Ontology annotation, molecular function: mRNA binding. The record is from RefSeq and is a predicted model, not a curated record. NCBI's taxonomy places the organism in Eukaryota, Metazoa, Cnidaria, Anthozoa, Malacalcyonacea, Nephtheidae. Bases 86 to 802 code for a protein of 238 amino acids. The transcript is spliced from 3 exons. Gene Ontology annotation, cellular component: ribonucleoprotein complex; nucleus; cytoplasm.
ACUUUUUUUACUUCGGAAUCUGUAGACGCCAUUUUAUUUCAUAGUAUUCUAUUUCAGAAAGAAAUUACCUAAAUUCUUGUUCAAAAUGAAUCGAGGCAAUGCUGAGUGUCGUGUUUAUGUAGGGAAUCUUCCAAAUGACGUUAAAGCAAAAGAAUUGGAUGAUUUAUUUUAUAAAUAUGGCACAAUUAAGGACAUAAGUUUAAAGAAAGAUACACGUGGUGGUCAACCAUUUGCUUUUAUUGAGUUUGAAGAUCCAAGAGAUGCCCAAGAUGCAAUCAGGGGUCGUGAUGGCUAUGAUCUUGAUGGUAAUCAGUUGAGGGUUGAAUUACCACGUUCAGCUGGGGGUGGUGGUGGCUUCAGAGGAGGUCGUGGUCAAAGUCGCUUUGGUGGAGGAGGUGGACGCGGCCGUGGUGGAAGACCUUUUAUCCCCCGUGGUAAUGGUUUUCGUGUUUUAGUGAAGAAUCUUCCUCCAACUGGAAGCUGGCAAGAUUUGAAAGAUCAUAUGAGGGAAGCUGGGGAUGUCAUGUUUACUGAUGUUUUCAGUGAUUGUACUGGAGUUGUUGAGUUUGCACGACAUGAAGAUAUGAAGAGAGCUGUCAGGAUAUUAAAUGAUACCAAAUUUCGUUCCCACCAGAAUGAAACAUCAUAUGUGACUGUUGAGGAAGAUGAAACAGCAAGACCUGGUAGAUAUAGCAGAUCAAGAAGUCCAAGACGUUCACGAAGUCGAUCAUUUUCACCAAGAAGAUAUUCAAGAUCGCCAAGGCGAUCUUAUUCAAGAAGCCGCUCACGGUCUAGAUCUUAAAUCAUUGAUGCAAAAAGUUUUCAGCACUUGUUAUGUGAUAUAUGGUUUUCAGGGAACCUCUGGUUGCAGAUGUUUGUAUUGUAUGGCAGAAUAUCAAAAUACUGUAAACAUAUGAGUGAUUUUCGAGGCAGACAUUCUUAAGUUGUCAGUCUAAUGCUAUCAUUGGUCUUAACAGAACAUCUAUGGCUAAAUCUUAUGGUAAAAGAAAUGGUUCAACCAACAUCAAAUUCAAUAAACAUAUUUGAAUAUUUUAUAUAUUUGUAGAUGAUUUAAUCCUCCUGUGUAUGGACAUGGAGUGGAGGAAUCGUAGGACAGAUAGGAUUUUGGAAGGAUAGGAUUACUUUUUAGCUUGG